AUGUUUUUAUCACGUUCUAUUUUAACCAACAAAAAUAAAAACUCAAUUCUAUUUAAUAACAUUAGAUAUUUUUCCACCUCAAUAAUUAAAUCACCUCCAUAUAGAAUUUUAUUUUUUGGUACUGAUAAUGUUUCAUUACCAAUUUUAAAAUCUCUUCAUGAAAACCAAAAAUUAAAAACAAAUAAUUUAGUUAAAGAAUUACAAGUUAUUUGUCCAAAAUCCGAAAAAAAAGAAUUAGUUGAAGAAUAUGCAAUUGAGAAUGGUUUAAAGAUAACAUAUCCUGAUGCAAUUAAUGGUAUGAAAGGAUUUCAAGUACCAAAGAUAACGACUGGUGAAAGUGAACAAGGUAAUGAUGAAUUAUUUGAUUUGGCCGUGGUUGUAUCAUUUGGACAUUUCAUACCGAAAUCAGUAUUAUCAAAAUUUAAAUAUGGUGGUAUUAAUAUGCAUCCAUCAUUAUUACCAAGACAUCGUGGUGCUGCACCCAUUUACCACCAAAUUCUAAGCGACGAUGAUAAUGUUGGUAUCUCGGUGAUAGAAUUACAUCACGAAAGAUUCGACUGUGGUAAAAUUUUAAAACAAAUUAAAUUGGAACCAUAUGAUAAAGAUAAAAUCCUAUACAAUCAAUUACUAACAAACUUGGUUGAAUUAGGAAGUGAAUGUGUAAUGUCAACAAUUCAAGAUUUUCCAGAAUCUUCCAAAAAUGCUAAAAAUCAAACUGAACAAGGUAAAACUUUAGCACCAAAAGUGAAUAGAAAAAUGUCAAAAUUAGAAUGGUCAACACAAACCAUCAAUGAGAUUUGGAUUCUUUAUAAAGCAUUCAGUGAUAACAUUGGUUUAAAUACAAUGAUUUACAAUAAGAAAUCAAAAUCUGCAAAAACAAUUAAAGUAAAAGAAAUGUUACAACCACCAUCAGAUUCAACAACAACAACAACAACAACAACAACAACAACAACAACAACAACAACAACAACCACAACCACAACCACAACCACCACAAAUGAAAUGUAUAAACAAUUAUUAAUAGAUAUCAAAAAUUAUGAAAAUAGAAAUUCAACAACUUUAAAACAUGGUUCUUUCUUUUUAGAAACUGAUAAAUCAAAACCUUAUAAUAAUAUAAUGUGGGUAAAUUGUAAAGAUGGUUGGAUUGGUAUUACUAAAUUAUUUGAAGAAGGUAAAAAGAAUACUGUAAAAUCCUCUGAAUUUCUAUUUGGUAAAAACACUAUUUCAAUUAAUGAUAAAAAUAAUUUAACUAUACCAGAUUCACAAGUUUUAUUUUAA
This is a messenger RNA of Dictyostelium discoideum AX4, 1278 nucleotides long. RefSeq lists its product as hypothetical. NCBI's taxonomy places the organism in Eukaryota, Evosea, Eumycetozoa, Dictyosteliales, Dictyosteliaceae. The transcript has 2 exons. Bases 1 to 1278 code for a protein of 425 amino acids. Gene Ontology annotation, biological process: translational initiation. Gene Ontology annotation, molecular function: methionyl-tRNA formyltransferase activity. The record is from RefSeq and is a predicted model, not a curated record.